Molecule: messenger RNA, 492 nt
Organism: Rhincodon typus (whale shark)
Lineage: Eukaryota; Metazoa; Chordata; Chondrichthyes; Orectolobiformes; Rhincodontidae
Product: gastrula zinc finger protein XlCGF71.1-like
Exons: 2
Coding region: 1-492 (163 amino acids)
Biological process (GO): regulation of transcription by RNA polymerase II
Cellular component (GO): nucleus
Molecular function (GO): DNA-binding transcription factor activity, RNA polymerase II-specific; RNA polymerase II cis-regulatory region sequence-specific DNA binding
Source: RefSeq, a predicted model, not a curated record
AUGUUAGGGAGAAGCUGUGUAAAUGUGGGGACUGUGGAAAGGCAUUUGAUUUCCCCUGUGAGCUGGAAAUUCAUCAGCACCGUCACACUGUGCUCCGUGUGUGAGAAGGGCCUCCCAUUGUCAGCAUACUUGCUGCAACACCAGCGAGUUCACACCAGGGAGAAGCCGUUCACUUGCUCUGUUUGUGAGAAGGGCUUUACUAAUGUGUCCAACCUGCUGAGACACAGGCAGGUUCAUAAUGAGAGACCAUUCAAGUGCUCUCACUGUGAGACUGUAUUCAAGCAUUCAGCUGAACUUACUCUACAUGAACGCACUCACACUGGACAGAAGCCAUUCAUCUGCUUCAUGUGUCAGAAGAAGUUCACUCAAUCAUCUCGUCUUCGGUCACACCAGCGAGUUCACACUGGGGAGAGACCAUAUGCCUGCUCCAAGUGUGAGAAGAAAUUUGCUCAUUCAUCCCAUCUGGCGAGACACCAGCGAUGUCACGAGUAG